Messenger RNA from Vigna angularis (adzuki bean), 2135 nucleotides. Its product is annotated as tetrahydroberberine oxidase. Lineage: Eukaryota; Viridiplantae; Streptophyta; Magnoliopsida; Fabales; Fabaceae. The coding region runs from base 73 to 1632 and encodes 519 amino acids. The record is from RefSeq and is a predicted model, not a curated record. The transcript is spliced from 2 exons. Gene Ontology annotation, molecular function: oxidoreductase activity; FAD binding.
UAAGAGAAAGCGAAACAGUGGAUGUUAACAUCAAACUCCAGACUAUUAUAAAUUAGACACUUUGCACUUCUCAUGUCAGCAACAUCCACAGAAAUGAAGCAUCUGAGCUCCUCUUUCACCUUCGUUACUGCCAUUGCUCUUUUAUUUUCAUUUGAACCUCCUUCACUUGAUACUCCUGAAAAGUUUGUUCAAUGUUUUUACAACUAUCCCCAUAUCACCAACUCAAUCUCCAAUGUUCUUUACACCCAAACAAACUCUUCGUACUCCUCUGUCCUAAAUGUUACCAUUCAAAAUCUUAGGUUCUUAAACAUAGUCUCAAAACCUCAAGUCAUUGUUACGCCAGUGAACGUUUCUCAUAUUCAGGCCACCAUAAUGUGCUCCCAACGUCAUGGCCUGCAAAUUCGAACCCGAAGUGGAGGUCAUGAUUACGAGGGUCUCUCGUACGUUGCCGAGGUUCCCUUUGUCAUCAUUGACCUCAUAAACCUUCGAGAAGUCACAGUUGACGCAGAAAAUCAAACUGCGUGGGUUCAAACUGGAGCACACCUGGGAGAACUCUACUACAGGAUUUACGAGAAAAGCAAAACACUUGGGUUUCCAGCUGGUGUGUGCUAUAGUGUGGGCACUGGUGGCCACAUCAGUGGAGGUGGCUAUGGAUUCUUGAUGCGUAAGUACGGUCUUGCCGCAGAUAAUAUCGUAGAUGCUCAAAUAGUAGAUGUGAAUGGUAAUCUACUUGACAGACAUGCCAUGGGUGAGGAUUUGUUUUGGGCAAUUAGAGGAGGUGGUGGAGCAAGCUUUGGAGUCAUCGUGGCUUGGAAGAUAAAACUAGUUCCAGUUCCAUCAACUGUGACAGUAUUCAACGUUGAAAGAACAUUGGAAGAGAAUGCAACCGAGAUCUUUCAAAAGUGGCAGGUUGUGGCGAGUAAAUUGGACGACCGUAUAUACAUUAGGGUGGACAUGACAAAGGUACCCUCACGUGAAUAUGGAAAGAAGACAAUACAAGUCAAUUUUGUCUCCACGUUUCUAGGAGGUGUAGAAGAACUUGUUCCACUGAUGCAAAAGAGUUUACCGGAGUUGGGUUUGGACAGAAAAGACUGUACUGAGACUAGUUGGAUUGGCUCAGUUGUCUUCUUGAAUUCUCCGUGGAUUGUAACUACAACCCUCGAAGCCCCAGAGGUUUUGCUGAACAGAACUCAAAUUUAUUCAGGUUAUUUCAAAGCAAAAUCUGAUUAUGUUCAAUUUGCUCCUUAUGGAGGCAGAAUGUAUGAGAUUUCUGAAUCUGAACUUCCAUUCGCACACAGAUCUGGAUACAUAUUUCAUAUGCACUACGUGACCAUUUGGCAAACUGCAGGGGACGAGGCUGCACAAAGGCACAUGAUUUGGAUUAGAAAACUGUAUAAAUAUAUGGAACCUUAUGUUUCAAACUCCCCAAGAGCUGCAUAUGUGAAUUACAGAGACCUUGACAUUGGGGUUAAUAACAAUGGUUAUACAAGCUACGAUCAAGCAAGUAUUUGGGGUCUCAAGUAUUUCGGUAACAAUUUCAGGAGAUUGGCUACCGUGAAGACCAGGGUUGAUCCUUACAACUUUUUCAGAAACGAACAAAGUAUUCCCACGCUGUUGGACGAAGAAAUUUAAAUUCUCUAUAUAUCUAAAAUUCAAAUAAACUAAAUGUUGUGUGUUUUUUCAAUAGUAAUAUCUACCGUUCAAAUAAAAUAAUUUUUGUAUGUUUCAAAUUUAUGCUUUCAGAUAUGUUUAAAAUUAUAUAACUUAUAAAGAAGGUUGAAUUUUUUUAUCUUAAAAGCAUCCAAUUAACUUAUAAAUAAUAGUGGUGGUCAAAAUGCAACAAUGUUUUAGUUGGAUGAGUGAUAUCGGUUGAAAAUACCGUUGUGAUAUAAUUUUGAUACUAAAUGCACCCUUUUCUGCUUAGAAACUUGUUUGAAAUCAUGAUUUUCUGUUUUGAUUUGACUCUAUUAAAAGGACCCAGACGCCCUAGGUUUUGUAUCUUUAGCUGGAGGAGCGCAGCAGCACACUCUUUCACUCUCUGGAGGCGGAUUUGGAUGCAAGAGCUUCCAUCUUCUACUUUUAGGGUUUUUCUAUCUCAUUCUUCUUCAUUGUUCAUCUAAUUUCACUAUAUAUGU